Molecule: messenger RNA, 625 nt
Organism: Labeo rohita (rohu)
Lineage: Eukaryota; Metazoa; Chordata; Actinopteri; Cypriniformes; Cyprinidae
Gene: pln1
Product: phospholamban
Exons: 3
Coding region: 264-437 (57 amino acids)
Biological process (GO): negative regulation of calcium ion import into sarcoplasmic reticulum; negative regulation of heart rate; negative regulation of ATPase-coupled calcium transmembrane transporter activity
Cellular component (GO): membrane; sarcoplasmic reticulum
Molecular function (GO): ATPase inhibitor activity
Source: RefSeq, a predicted model, not a curated record
CACUUUUCUGCCAUAAACUUUCGAACUUCACAUUGCUACCACAGACCCUGCCUUUCUCUAAAACCAGAGCAACAGGAUUGAACCCCAAUACUCUCCAUCUACACUUUAGCGUCCGUGUCCACUGGCAAACGGAUCACCUCCUCCAUCACCACAACAACCUGUACUCCUUCCAUCCCACACGGCUCUCUGCUGUCCUUCUUUCUCUCUCCUCCGCACAUCUCCCCUCUCUCUGCACUAAUCCGUUCCACCCACCCCGCCUCGGCAUGGAGAAGGUGCAGCACAUGACGCGGGCGGCCAUUCGGCGGGCGUCCACCAUGGAGGUUCCCCAGCAGGCCAAGCAAAAGAUGCAGGAUCUCUUCGUCAACUUCUGCCUCAUCCUCAUCUGCCUGCUGCUCAUCUACAUCAUUGUCUUGCUAAUCUCUUUCCGUGGCAUAUGAGAGACCGGCGUGAUGUAACCAGCCCACUGGCGAACAAGAAGAACCGACACUUGGGGACGAACGCGCUCAAGCUACACGAGGAGACAGCUGAAUCUGAACAUCCCUGCAAAUCUCCAUCCCAUCAAUAUGGAUCUGACCAAUAACCGAGGACUAAACCUGCUGCUCAACUUCCUGCUUAUCGUAGUGGC